Molecule: messenger RNA, 720 nt
Organism: Danaus chrysippus (African queen)
Lineage: Eukaryota; Metazoa; Arthropoda; Insecta; Lepidoptera; Nymphalidae
Source: the annotation of a GenBank genome assembly
AUGUCUCAGCUGCUGUACAUCAGGUUGGUUGUCUACGUGUUCACUAUAGCUAUGCACGUCUCCAACAUAUGGUACAUGGCUGUGUCGUUGGAGAAGGACUUAAAAAAUGUUCCUGAGUUGAAAGCUUUCAGUAAAUUACAACCACGGUACUUCACUUGCUGGACAUUUUUUCUUCAAAUAGUCCACGCGUUUGCCGGUAUCGUGUGUGAUGUCCUGGUACUUGUAAAUUCUAAAAACAAGACAUACAGACUUCCUAGAUUACUAAAAGGGUUCAAGAAUACUUUAUUCUCCGCUGUGCUAUGGCCUUCUACACUUGUGGUCGUAACGUUUUUCUGGAGCCUGUACUUCUACGACAGGAGUCUCAUCUACCCAAGCUUCGUGGACCAGGUCCUCACGAGUCUCUCAAACCACGUGAUGCACACCGCCAUCCUACCUAUCGUGAUCUUGGAAGUCGCCUGCCGGCCAAGAGCUGUUCCGACAUCUCAUAAAAAGAACAUCCUACACUUGGCCUUCCACUUCAUACUAUACUUCCUCGUGUUAGCGUACACAUACAUGGAGAAGGGUAUCUGGAUCUAUCCUAUUUUCUCCGUGUUCUAUGGUACCAUAUACUUCCCUAUGAUUCUAGUGUCAGUAGGAGUCUUGGCUUUGAUCUCCUACCACAUACAAUGGCCACUGACGAGAUACUUCCAUGGAGAGAUAGGGAAAGUUAAAAACAGAUGA